Dalotia coriaria is the source of this 3423-nucleotide messenger RNA. RefSeq names its product TRPL translocation defect 14 (gene Ttd14). Lineage: Eukaryota; Metazoa; Arthropoda; Insecta; Coleoptera; Staphylinidae. Gene Ontology annotation, biological process: photoreceptor cell maintenance. The record is from RefSeq and is a predicted model, not a curated record. Gene Ontology annotation, molecular function: GTP binding; phosphatidic acid binding; phosphatidylinositol binding. The coding region runs from base 531 to 1955 and encodes 474 amino acids. The transcript has 9 exons.
GAUGGCCAUAAAUAUCCGAAUCGUCCCGUCCCGCGCAGCGCCGACGGGCGCUCGCUUCCCAAAUCUCGUGAAUUGUCCCUUUCUCGAGCCGCACGUCGCCCAAGGCGGCAGCCAGGCAGCGCAGCCGAUAAAUUAAAAAAAAUUGUCACCCGUCACCGUUUCGUCGGUGUCGCCGCAGUCGCGCACGUCGUCCACACGUCUCGCCGCGCAUUCGGCCGCACGUCGUCGAGUCCGUCGAGUCGAGCAGCGCUCGUUCGCUCGUCAGCAACAACCAACCCCCUUCGUGGGACUGCAACGCAACAACAACAACUCGACCAGUGUCAUUCAAAUCACAAUGACGACAACGACCAGUGAGUGUUGAAGAGGCCCCACACAUCGCCCGACAAGACCAACAUGGGCAAAAUCCAGUAGCGCACCAACAUCGUCAGCACUACUACACCACACACAACGUCCAUCUAAUUUUCACCUGUGAAGGGUGAAAUAAAUUUUCAACGUUAUUUUAUUCCACAUCGACUUGAUAAUUCGCAAUCAUGGAUAAAGAAGAGAAGCGAGUGUAUAAACUUGUGUUAACAGGCGGUCCUUGCGGUGGUAAAACAACAGGACAGUCCAGGCUGUGUACAUUCUUUGAGAACUUGGGAUGGAAGGUAUUCCGCGUACCUGAGACGGCAAGCGUGCUACUCAGUGGCGGAAUCAAAUUCAGCGAUCUCAGCGAAACGGAAGUCGAAAAAGAGCGCCGUUUGUCUCUCUUUGGCGAGCUGCACAAUACGGACGACUGCGAAGAAUGCUGCCGGGUGGCGUUUACGGGUAGCGAGGCAUUGAAAUUUCAAGAGAAUUUAUUACGGACUAUGAUCCAGAUUGAAAACACUUUCUUCGAACUUGGAAAAACCUGCAAGCGCAACUGUAUGAUUAUUUGUGAUCGUGGUGCUAUGGAUGCCUCGGCGUUUAUCUCCAAGGAUAAAUGGGAGAAACUUCUCCGGGAUAAUUCUUGGAAUGAUGUUGAGCUCAGAGAUAAUCGAUACAAUCAGAUUAUUCAUAUGGUUUCGGCUGCUAAUGGUGCUGAAGAGUUUUACACAACUGAGGAUCAUUCAUGUCGUUCCGAAGGUGUUGAAUUGGCAAAAGAACUUGAUUACAACGCUGCUGCCGCCUGGAUCGGUCAUCCAUACUUUGAUGUCAUCGAUAACUCGACCGAUUUUGACGGUAAAAUGCGUCGUAUGAUCGGUUCGGUUUGUAACAAGAUCGGAUUGGACACCGGCGAUCGCUUGUUGAAUACAUCUCGCAAGCUGAAGUUUCUUAUCAAAGGCCCUCUACCGGAGAACAAGGUGUUUCCACGCUUCCAGGACUUUGAAGUGGUGCAUACCUAUCUGCAGAGCAACUCGCCCAAUCAGGUGCGCUUGCGCAAGCGCGGACAGAAAGGCUAUUUCAGUUACAUUCACACUGUGCGCCGGCAGCGCGAACCUGGUGGUCAGAUUGUCGAAGUAAAAACGCAGAUCACGCAUCGUGACUACAUCAACCAUCUUGCGCAGAAGGAUAAGUCACAUUUCACCAUCUACAAGAAGCGUCGUUGUUUCCUGGUGAACAAUCAGUACUUCCAGUUGGAUAUCUAUGAAGAACCAGGGCAUCCGAGAUGUAAAGGUUUGAUUCUUCUUGAGACUUAUUCUGCGCUUGAUUAUGCCGUGGAUAAAUGGCUGCCGGAGUUUUUGAAUAUCGAGAAGGAAGUCACUGGAAAUCCGGAUUAUUCCAUGUAUAAUCUGUCACUGCGGGAGGAUUGGAAGACGUCGAAAAAAUUUUGGAGAUCCAUACCAGAUUCGGAGAGUCCACCAAUCUCUGAGCCGCACUUACCUGCCGAGCAGAAAACCAACGGACAUCUGUACACCGGCAGCCAGUUGAAUUUUAAACUAAUUCAACCGACGAAUGGUCUGCCGGACAUGAAGCAGAUGAAGCCGGAAAUCUAUUAACGUGUAAAUCACGCUAUGUAUUCGACGAUUUACUUAAUUUUCUUUUGCGGUCGUUUUUAUUUUUUAAUCGUAUUUUAUUUUCCUUAUUUGAUUCUUGAGUAGAGUAUGGAUUCUUUUGAUCUUUACUUGAUUACGGUUUAUUUUGCUCAAAUAAUUGUUCGGUUUUUGUUUCUACCGUAUGUAAGUACAAGCAAAAAAAAACGUGUAUGUGUAAAUGUCGUUAGUUUUAAUUAAGUUAGUGAUAAUCUUGAUAGUCACGUGGGAUGCUAAGUUUGGUUGGAAAUUUUGAUACACUUUUGGUGCCAAUGCAAUCCGAUUCUAGAAUUUUUUCAUUGUUGAUUCUCUCAGUGCCUGUCGAAACACUUUUGUUGCGCAAUCAGGCCAAAAACGCUAAGACCAAUCUAUUAUUAAUAUGACCGGGAUGAAGUGGAUGGGUUUUGAAAGGCAGUAUUUCUUAAAAUGAGUGUAUACAUAUUAGCACCGAUACAUAGCCACACACACCACAUGGUGGUUCUAGUUGAAUAGUUAGUCGAAAACUAUUUAUCAGUCAGAAAUUUUAGUGGAAAUAUACUUGUUAAUUGUUAAUGAAAGAAGAAAAAAAAACACGCAGAUGCAACCUAGUUAGCGUGGCAAUAUCAAAGACAUUAGAUUUAGAGAAUCGUAGGCAGUAAUAAUUUGGAAUUUUUGAAGUAACGCAAAGAAGCACUCGGUGUUUGUCUCGAAUGAUUACAAUGUGCAUCAAUGUACAUAAAUAUUGAUGCGCAUUGUAAAACCAGUGGUUUCGAGUGCUUCACAUGAAUCGUACCUGGAUAUAUCAGAACACUUGCACAGAUAUAUUGGUGACUUAAGUGGUAUUAAUAAAUUUUUAAUGACAAAUAUGAAAAUAAAUUUCUAUUUUCGUAUGAUACGCUUAUAAUAAAUUGUACGCGUGCGCGCGCGCGGUGUCUCGAUUUUAAACACACUAAUCCUUCGAGAACAUUUACCUACUAAUGAAUGUGAUUGUCGAUGAAUAAUCGGCAUAUUGUUUGAUAUGUUAUAACAUGAUGAUUGUGGAUUAUGUAACCAGCUGGGUUCUCUCGACUUAUUGAUGAAACAACCAACAACAAUUGUAUUACUGUAAUACUACUACAACUAAAAAAGAAGCAAAAACACUUGUAUCGCCUUUUUCUAUGGGUAUUUUUUGAUGACGGAAUUCAAUUUGAGAGCGUUGAAGAUGUAUGAUAUAUACGCUGAUGUAACAUAUAAAUAUUUAAGCAUUCGAAACUUGUAAACAGAAAAUCAUCUCAACUAUUUUUGUAUAAACUGCAGGCACGAAAUUUAUUUGUCAGACCUGCGAACGAAGUGUAAUCCAGUCAGAAGCAGCAGUCGAACAGUCAUAAAAUAAAGUAUUCUCUAUCACUAAACAUACAAAUGUAAUGAAAUAUGUUAUGUUUAGUUAUUUAGAGUAAAUAGUGAUAUGAUUUUUGUA